Messenger RNA from Lytechinus pictus (painted urchin), 9550 nucleotides. RefSeq names its product deleted in malignant brain tumors 1 protein-like. Bases 397 to 6297 code for a protein of 1966 amino acids. Gene Ontology annotation, molecular function: protein binding. The transcript has 32 exons. Gene Ontology annotation, cellular component: membrane. NCBI's taxonomy places the organism in Eukaryota, Metazoa, Echinodermata, Echinoidea, Temnopleuroida, Toxopneustidae. The record is from RefSeq and is a predicted model, not a curated record.
AGUCACAGCAACGAAACUGAAUCCAAACCGAAUGAUCGUAUGCCAUUGGAAAUAACCUCAUAGCUUUGAUUGAUCCGCGUUAUAGUGUCGCGAUUGUGACUGUAGCAUUACGUAACAUGAAAGGCCCUUGAUGAUCAUUCGAGGGUUCUUUUUACAUGGUGUAACACCUGCACUAAAUGUGAUGCGUGCUAAAGGUCGUUGUUAGCAGUGACAGGCAUAUGGGACACCCAAUCUUGAUUUUUACCUCCAAGUUUAAAUCUCGGAGUCAUCGUGAUAUUUUGUCGGUAUUGGAAGGAAGGGAGACAAGAGCAGACAAGAUACGGAUAACAUUUCCAGUGCCUUGCCGAGGGACAGAAUACAUUACAGUGGCUUGCAGUGUGGAGGAGAGCUUUUAACAUGGCGUUGCUAUUUCAUAGGGCAAGUUUUGUAACAGGAAUACUAACAAUCAUUGGGAUUUUAGGAGAAUUCGAGAUGACACAAUGCGCUGUUACAAGAAGAGGAGCUUCAUCGCACUGCCCAGACGAGAAACCAUUCAUGGAAUCUGGACAUUGUACCCCAGACUGCAGUCCAGGCUUGUAUGGUGAUGAUGUCACAAGAAUGUGUGAAGCUUGUGACCCUUCUUGCAAGACGUGUCUUGAAAGUGCAGACAGGUGCACAAGUUGUCCUGAUCCAUUUUAUUUGCUCGGGAACAAAUGUGAAGAGAGCUGUGGUUCUCUGCUCUCCCGAGGUCCAGCGCGUGGUCGAAUUCGAUUGACUGGUGGUCGUAACGAUUUCGAAGGUUUGGUCCAAAUCCUGCACGAUGGCGUCUUUGGAACUGUCUGUGACGAUGAGUGGAAUAUGAAUGCAGCGAGGGUGAUUUGUCGAGAGCUCCAACUUGGUGAUGCUACAGAAGCUGUAAAUGCUGCUGAUGCUGGUUUCACCCCUGUUUCUCUUCGCACUCCAAUCUUGCUGGAUGGCAUCGCUUGUCGCGGAGAUGAGAGCAGCAUCCAAUCUUGUAGUCAUGGCAGCUGGUAUACCAGCGGAUGCGGUCAUUUUGAAGAUGCAGGAGUUCGUUGUUCUGGUCCAGAUGUUUCCCGUCUUUGUGUGAGCGAAUGCGGUGAUGGUUUCUACCAAGUACCUGGUACAUCGGAAUGUCAACUUUGUGACGUAACUUGUAAAACGUGCUCGGAGCGCUCCGACAGGUGUCUGAGCUGCGACGCGCCACGCUUUCUCCGCUCCAACCAAUGUCUGGAGGACUGUGGAUUUGGCUUCUAUGGCGAUAUUCGAACGCGCACCUGUCAGCCGUGCAGCCCAUACUGCAAGAACUGCAUGGAUGGGGAUACGGAUGACGCAUGCUCCAGCUGUAUGGACGGGACUUUUUUACAGAACGGAAGGUGUGUGACGACUUGUACGGAGCCGCUGCUUUCCAAGCAUUUGCCGAUCAGAAUUGUGGAUGGAACGACGCCUUUUGAAGGAAGAGUUGAGGUUUAUAUCAAUGGAGAUUGGGGAACGGUAUGUGAUGACCAGUUUGAUAUUCAUGAUGCAGAAGUUGUCUGCAGGCAACUUGGUUUUGGAGAGGCUGUGGCUGCAGUUAGAUCUCCAGGAUUUGGACCAGGCCAAGGUAAAAUCUUGAUGUCUGACUUAAGAUGCAAUGGUACAGAGGAUGAGUUGGUAAACUGUGCUCAAAGUCCCUUCAGUCAAAACAAUUGCUACCACCACGAAGAUGCAGGUGUCGAGUGCUCUGGGUCGUUAUCUAUUGUUUUAAAUUAUGGCUCUUCUACAAGAACUAUUGUUCACCCUGGAGCAACAGGUGCGUGUAAAGACAGCUGCGAAGUGGGAUAUUACGCCAUCGGCCCACAAUGCCUUGCAUGUGACGCUGACUGUCUAGAGUGUGUGGGUGCACCAAACCAAUGUACAGCUUGUAAAGCGCCCUCUUUCCUUCAGGGUUCAUCUUGCGUCAGUCAAUGCGGUAGUGGUCAGUUUGGCAACACGUUGACCUCUCGAUGUGAGGCUUGCGACAGAGAUGUUUGUGAUUCUUGUGCCGAUGGUGAUAGGAACAACAUCUGUACAUCCUGUCCACAGGGCAGAUAUAUGAAGAGUUCAGAAUGUGUUUUGAAUUGUGGACCAGACAUGUACCUACAAGAUAACAUGUGUGUUGAAGACUGUGGUCUAGGAAACUACUCCAAUCCUAACAUGUUUACCUGUCAACCAUGUGAAUCUCAGUGCCUGUCCUGCGGUUAUAUGGACACACCUAAUGUCCAGUGCAUCACCUGCAAACCCCUAAAGAUCUUGGACCCGACAUCAGGAGACUGUGUUGAUCAAUGUCCAGCUGGCCAGUAUUCUUUCAUCUUAGACCCAUCAUCUGUCAUGCCACAUCAAACUCUCCGUCUGGUUGGGGGACAUACCCAUCUACGAGGCAGAGUAGAGAUUUUUCAUGAUAACCAAUGGGGAACUAUCUGUGGAGAAGUCUUCAACAAAAAUGCAGCCAAUAUUACUUGCCAGAGUCUAGGAUUAGGAAAUGCUGAAGGCCUGUUGGCGGUUGGUCCCGAAUCUGGCAUACCCUCCAGUGAUGGAUUGAUCUGGCUUGAUAACCUUCUAUGUGAUGGCACAGAAGAUAGACUAGAAGAUUGUCUCCAUACAGAAUGGGGUAAACAUAACUGUGAUCACACUCUAGAUGCUGCCAUACAGUGCUCAGGUCCUGGAAUUCGUGAGUGCACAUCAGAAUGUCCCGAGGGUUUCUAUACCAGCCAAUCAGACUGGUCUUGCCAACCUUGUAGGGUCCACUGCCAGACCUGUGAGGCUAGUCCAGACUAUUCCUGUACUGCCUGUAUACCAGGAACCCACCUCCUAGGGAUAGAGUGCGUAGAGGACUGUGGAUCAGGGUACUUUACCAGUAACGGGGUGUGUGUUCCCUGCAGCGAUAACUGCGCUACCUGUGACAUGGAUUCCACACACUGCACAAGUUGUAUCGGCUCACAGUUUUUGGAAGGAAACACAUGUGUUGAUACCUGUAGUGGCUACAAGCUUGAGAAGACUGACACCAUCCGGCUGGUAGGGGGCGCCACUGCUCUUGCAGGACGUGUUGAGGUCAAAAUCGAUGGCGGCUAUGGGACAGUGUGUGAUGAUGAAUGGGAUAUCGUCGAUGCUCAUGUUGUCUGCAAGCAGCUUGGACUAGGAGUAGCGUUAGAAGCCAGCAUCGAAGCAAAGUUUGGAUCUGGGCAGGGUACCAUAGCUCUGGACAAUCUUUCCUGUACUGGUGAAGAAUCUAAUCUCUUGGCCUGUCAGCAUACUACAGAUAAUGAUUGUACACACAGGGAAGAUGCAGGAGUUGUAUGCUCUGGUCCUGACGCUUCCAACAUGUGUAUUAGCAGGGCUCAGUGUAACAACGGAAAGUAUGUGACCACCGGUGGAAUCAGCUGCGGAGUAUGUGAUAUCAACUGUGCCUCUUGCUCUCAGACCUCUACCCAUUGCACUUCCUGUCCUCCUGGGCGUGUCCUCAGGGGUGACUUUACCUGUGCUGAUGAAUGCGAAGAAGGCAGCUAUGCAGAUGAGGACAAUAUAUGUCAGAAAUGCAGUGAGCAGUGUUUUGAAUGUACUGGCCAUGCCUCUCAGUGCACAAAAUGCCCUCCUUUAUUUUACCUUAACACCGAGACCCAAACCUGUGAUUCAUCUUGUACCAGUGGGCUCGUCAUGCGAGGAAACCGUAACAUCCGUCUCCGUGAUGGUGCAACACCAUUGGAAGGCAGGGUUGAGAUUUUUCACAACAAUGAGUGGGGGACCGUCUGUGAUGAUGAAUUUGACGAUCUGGAUGCUCAAGUGGUUUGCCGUCAGCUUGACCUUGGCAACGCGGUGGGUUUCUUCCUUGGUUCUAAUCCCGGAUCUGGUCCUAUCUUUCUUGAUGAACUCCAGUGCACCGGUGAAGAAGCCAACCUAUUUGAGUGUAUGCAUGGUGGUAUCAAGAGACAUGACUGUAGUCAUAACGAGGACAUAGGUGUGACUUGCACUGGACCAGAUACAUCCCUUAAGUGUGUGUCUAGCUGUGAAGAUGGCUUCUUUGCUAAUGCUGAUUCCGAGUGUGAGAUGUGUAGCGAUGCCUGCCCAACCUGUGAAGGUACUGCCGAUACAUGUACCAGUUGUGUUGCUCCUUACUUCCUCAAUGGGACCAAGUGUGUUGACUCCUGUCCUAGGGGCGAGUAUGGGAACAUCAACACCCAUACCUGUGAACCUUGUCAUGAUGCUUGUGAGGAAUGCUUCGAUGGACAAACCAAUGAUAUGUGCAAGAUGUGCAAGUCUGACUUCUUCCUUCAAGGUUGGUCCUGCGUUUCUGAAUGUUCUGAUGGCUACCAGCCGUUGAGUGAUGUCCUUCUCAUGCUAGGACAGAGUGAAGCUGUCCGUCUGGUGGGAGGAUCCAACCCCAGGGAGGGGCGUGUUGAAAUCUCCCAUGAUGGCCAAUGGGGAACCAUCUGUAACAACAACUGGGACUUGGUCGAUGCAAAUGUCGUAUGUCAUCAGCUUGGCCAGGGAAGUGCGGUAGAGAUCAUCACAGGAAGUGUCUUUGGCCAGGCUUCCUCAGACAUGCCAAUCUGGUUGACUGGAGUGGACUGUAAAGGUUGGGAGCUGGGUCUAUCCCAGUGCAUCAACAGUGGAUGGGGCAACACUGGCUGCUCACAUUAUAGUGAUGUUGCCAUUCGAUGCAGUGGAGUGAAUGACCAACAAAGAGGCAACAUUUGCAGACAGGUUACCUCAGCUUCAUGUGACAGCAUGCCUUGUAGCAGAGGGGUAGACUGUGUAGCUAUGAGUGAUGACCAAUCUGUUUGCUUAGAAUGCCCAGAGGGACAGGUUGGCAGUGGGAAUGAAUGCACAGUGGUGUCCAGUUACCCACCAUCAUUCUCUGAUGAACCAAAGAACCGGACUGUCAAUGCUGGCUCAGGGGCCAUCUUCCGUUGUAGAGCCGAUGGUCGACCUUCUCCAAGGGUUACAGUCAGCAGCUGGCUCAAGGAUGGUCAACCGUUGUCCCAGCUAGAUUUAAAUAGCGGACGUCUCAAGGUCUACACCUCCUCCGGCUCUCUCCAGUUUGUCAGGACUCACCGACAGGAUUCUGGGAACUAUACAUGUGUUAUCAAGAACACACAGGGUGUGAACUCAUCAAGUGCUUUCCUUGUUGUUAAAGAACGACCCCACAUCAUGUCCACUAAGCCUGAUGAGCGCGUCCUCGGCGAGACUGCCGAGCUACGAUGCACAGUGGUGGGUCUCCCAGAAUCUAGCGUUUCCUGGAGAUACAAUGGACAACCUGCAAUGGGUGAUAGAUUCCAGAGUUUCAGUGACAACGGAACGCUAUUCAUCAGGGAUGUACGACACGAGGAUAAUGGGAUGUAUGAUUGUGUGGCUGUAAAUCAACUCGGUAAUGAUACAGCAUCGGUGAAGCUGACUGUUUAUGAAGUACCAACAUUCUUGGAAGGUCCUGAAGAGAUGGAAAUCAGGAUGGGUUCUGAUGUCCGGAUACCCUGCGUGGUGUCUGGCGUCCCCAAGCCUAGUAUAACAUGGAAGAAAGAUGGUCAGAUGAUAUCUCUUAAUGGGAGGGUUGCCAUUCAUGAAGACAAGACGCUUGUGAUUCAUGAGAGUCAAAAAGAAGAUAUGGCUGAGUAUGCAUGCAUAGCAUCUAACAAGGUUCAGACUAGUACUAGAUUGGCUAGACUACUUAUUAUAGGACCCCCUCAUAUAACAGAAAGACCUACAAAUCAGACACUGGUCACUGGUGAGACGGUGGUAUUACCAUGUACGGUGAUCGGUGCCUUCAAUCCCACUGUGACAUGGCAACACAAUGGAGAAGAUGUUGUAAUUGAUGAGCGCCAUCUAGUGGCUGAUGGCACCCUAACAGUGACUGAUAUUGACCCUGCUGACGGUGGGGAGUAUGAAUGCACAGCUACCAACAAAGAGGGAGCUGUUUCUGCUAGCGCAUAUGUAUCUAUUACCGGUCCUGUUCGUUUAGGCCAACAUAAACAUGUAGGCUCUAAUACAACUCUCAUCGCCAUCCUGAUCGUUGUCAUAAUCAUCGCUGUCAUUGGGGUUGCAAUCUAUGUACGACGUAGACGUCGACAGGGCCAGAAGAACAUAACUGCCAAUUCUAUAUUCAAGGGGACAACCAGUCCUCACAGCAUUGUGUUUUCAAGCAAUGGAGCUUAUCGUCAGUUCAGUGAUGAUGGCGAUGUUGAAAGUAGUGGUGAAGAAGUCAAAAAGAGCAGAAGUAAAUUAAAAUUUUCUCCAAAGAAAAGCAAACAGGGUAUACUCCUUGAAGAUGAAUUAGAAGAGCAACUAUGAGCUACUAUCAAAGUCUGAGAAAAUAUAAGUAAAACUUUGUAUUUUCUUCAAGUAUUGUUUCUUUAGAUUUAAUUACUGGCUUUGGACAAAGUUUCUUCAUGUUUGUGUAUGGGACAAAGAUUUAAUAUUUUUGUUAGUCUUAUUACAAAGGAGAUGGACAAGAAAUUUAGCCAAUAUUUUGAACUCCAAUUGAACAUUUAACAGGCUGGUUUCAUUUGCUGCUUAACUAUGGUUGCUAUAUAAUGUCACAAAUAUUUGUAAUGGAUUCUUUAUCAGCCAUUUCAUUUCUCAAAAUAUUGUGCAACUUUGGAAAUGAUUAGUACAAUAGUUUUUUAAUUAAUAAAGCAUGAACAAGUCCGAUAGACAUUAGGAGUAUUCCAGUAUUCCAUUAGGAGUAUUCCAAUAUUUUACCUGUCCUUUGUUAAAUCUUAAUUUAAACCUCGGUUUAUAUCAAACUGGAGUAAAAAUAUAUGCUAUAUUGCUUGUUCUUUUUAUACCAAAAUCUUUAUAUAGCACAAAAUACAUGUAAAUUGCUUGUGUAGUAUUCAUGUGCCUUGGGCACUAUUGUGAAUGUUCAAAUGUGAUUUUCAUGUCAUGUAAUAUACUUAUAUCAUGCCUUUGGGGCAUGUAUAAUUAUUUAAAAGAAUAAAAUGGUGUGUUGAUUGAAUUAUAUUGUUUGAACUGAGUGCCAAUUUUGAAUAACACUUUGGACAUAAUUUUCAAAAGUAUGUAUAUUAUUCUUAAUGCAUAAUUAUUGAUUAGUGUGUCUGAAUGAGCUGUAAUAGUAGGGGUACUUGAGAUUAAAGAAUGCUGUCAAUUUUGACACGGAAAUAUUAGAAUAUAAAUCUGAUAAAAUGAAACAGGAAAGGAAAAUGUGAAACAUAGAUGUCAUGAUGCAGUUUGACCUUUGAAAUGUGUUCUUCACCCACAAACUGUUUAUAUUAUAUUUGAGAGAGAUGUACACAUACAAUUAUCAAGACCUUUUCCAAAUACUGAAAUCAAUUAUCUGGAGAGUAUUCUUCGGCAGCUUCCUGAAUGUUUUUUUCUUUUCUUCAAAUUCCACUAAGUAUGGGUACUAAUUAUCUGUACGUUGCAAUGGACUUUAUACUUCAGAAGUUAUCGAAGAUCGAGUGAUAUGUUAUUCAUAACAUGCAUGUGUCGCAUUUCAGUAAUUUGCAUUGGUGCCUGUUUAUAUAAAUCUCUCUCAUGGCCUUCCAUAAUAGUUAGAUACACAAACAGUAUUGUAAAAUUACAUUUUAAGGUUACACCCUUUUUGGCAUUCCAUAGGAAUAUCAGUGCUUCACAAUUUAUGUAAAUCUUUUCAUGGCCUUCCAUAAGAAUUCACAAACAUCAUUAUCAAAGGCAUGAUGAGAGAAUAUAUUUAUUUAAAUGUAAUCAUUAUUUAUUUAUCUGUUUAAAGGAAAGUUAGCAUUCAUGAUGAUAAUUGUAUGUGUGUCUUUGUAUGUGAUGACGUUCUUCCUGCCCAUAAGAGCAAUAAAUUUACUCAUUGGCUGUGAGCCAAUAUUGAUUUGAAGAUAAGUUUUAAAAUCAAACUAUGGAACAUGAAGUUGUAAAUGACUAGUUAGUAAAUUGCCUCAUGGAUAUCACUGACCGACCUUAUGGGAAGAUAGAGGAGAUCAACAAAACUUUAACAAGGGGAGAGAAGAUGGGGGGGGGGGAGGCUGGCUUGGUCAUUAUUUAAUUUGAAUUGUACCAUUAUGAGCUAUGCUGAAUGCCUUGGUUUUACAUGUCUUAGACUUUUGAUAUGUUGCAUUAUAAAAGAAAAGGAUGAGUAAAAUAGAGUAGGACGAUAUGCAUGAUUCUUGCUAGGUUUAUCAGCACUUGUAUAUUGAUACAAAAUUUUGCUAAAACUGAUCAUAAAGUGUACAGUACAUGUGCAAUAGCCUCAAUUUCAUGUAAAAAUGAUAUUUUCCUUCCCUUCCUUUGCUUCAUCUAUCUUUUCUAUUUGUACUUUCUCUUUUUCUUUUUUUCUUCAAAUUCAAUAUGAAUGCUAUGUGGAAGAUGAAAUAUAAAGUAUCAAACUGAAAUGUUUGGUUCAUCAUUCUUGUCCUUGAACCAUAUUUUCUUACUUGAAAUGAUUUUGGAAUUAAAUAUAUUUUGUUACAUUAUGAAUAUUGCUCUCAAUUGAUGCCAAUGGAUAACUGUCAGUGUAAAUUAUGUGAAUAUUGUAUAUAGAUAUUUCAAUGCAAUGCAAGGCAUGAGGGACAUAUAUUGUAUUAAUAUGUAAAUAAAAUGUGUCAUACAUGGCUGUAAUAUAAAGAAUGAAGAAUUAUUGAUAUUAAAUUGGUGGGUAGGUAAGAUUAAUUGCACAUUAUUAUAUAUCAAUGAAACCGAUCCAAGCACCAAAAAUCAUUUCACUUAUACAUUUUGCUGACGUAAGUACUGAUCUCCUGAAAAAUGGCAAGUAAUAAGUGAUCUUGUAAUGUUUGGUUGAAUACUCAUCAAUUUGAAGAUGAUGUUAUUUUAUGGCUGAAUUGUUCAUUCACCUUGUGACUGUUAUGUUUCUGGGUUUUUUCCUAUCAACUCAGUAAUGAACGUUGUAAUGGCUUUAUUAAGGCUUGAUUUUUGUCAAUACCUUUGUAAUAAAAUUUGGAGAAUAUCACACUUGAAACAAUUUUACAUUGUUAAUUGUUGGUAUUCACAUUGCUGCUGCACAUCAAGUGUAUUCUUAAAAAUAAACCGGGGGGGGGGGGGGGCACUCAACUUUAUUGCUGUACACACACACACACACAGACCACAGGUUUCACAAAACCAAAAUAAUUCUUAUCCAAAUUUCUAUCCCAUUCAAGUAUAUUUACAUGCUUUUUCAACAAUGCACCCUAAACAAGUAUAACCCCAACAAUUUUUUUUUUUACUCCACAAACAUACCCUUUUCCCCUAAAUACGUCAUGUGCAUGAUGCGCCAUGAUCGAUGUUGUGUUUUUUGUUUGUACAUGUGUAUAGCAAUAUAGUCGAAGGCCCCUCCCCCUCCCUCCUGGAGCGUAAGUAAUCAAAUGACUUGGAAUUUUGGAGCAAUGUGUUAUCAAGGGCUAAAGUGUGUUAAUUAGAUUUUGAACAUCCAUCUUUAUAGAUGCAAUUUCCCAUUACUGUUCUCUGAAAUGUAUUGAGUUGUACUGAAUGUAGUAAUAUUGUCUCACCCACUUACAAAUUAUCUUACUAGUACCAUGAAAGCUUGUCACUGAAAUUGAUAAAAAAAUAAAUGGUGUGCAAUCAUCACAUAUCGUGACAAAUU